Molecule: messenger RNA, 1466 nt
Organism: Monomorium pharaonis (pharaoh ant)
Lineage: Eukaryota; Metazoa; Arthropoda; Insecta; Hymenoptera; Formicidae
Product: sodium channel protein Nach
Exons: 6
Coding region: 16-831 (271 amino acids)
Biological process (GO): sodium ion transmembrane transport
Cellular component (GO): membrane
Molecular function (GO): ligand-gated sodium channel activity
Source: RefSeq, a predicted model, not a curated record
UAUCUUAUAUCUACUAUGUUCGGACCAAGAUCUGGUCUUACAGCUGUUCUAAACAGAGAGUUUUUAAUCGAAGAUGAUGGCAAAGAAGAAAAAUAUGUCAAGUAUUCAACAAAUUCCGUCGGACUUGUGAUGUACCCUCAUCAUCCUAUAGAUUAUGUCAGUAUAUUAGCUCCUAGACACAUUCUACAAGCACAACAAGAACUACAGAUUGCCGUAAUUCCAUUUCGCAAUAUAAAACACAGUGGGUAUUAUAAACGAAAUGAUAAAGGUGAAAUGGUUCCAAUGUGUGCAGAUGAAGAAACUGAAAUAAAAUAUUUUCCUAAGUAUCGAUAUUCGAACUGUUUUACCAGCUGCUCUAUAGAGGCUGUUUUUCAGAGCUGUGGUUGCUUGCCAUACUAUUACACGCCUAUAGCUAAAAAAUUUUCUUUAAAGCUCUGUGAAUGGGAAGAUUUCCCGUGUCUUUACGCGAACGCAAAUUAUACACGGAUUAUUCAAAAUGUUGUUAGAGAAAACUUUACGUGUCAAUGUAUAACUCAAUGCCGGUUUACAACGUUUGAGUUACGAACUCUCACGCUUCCACUAAAUGGUGCUCACGAUUUUAAUCCCUUGAUGUAUAAGAAUCUUUCGAAAGCUCAAUCUAUUCUAAGAGUAUUUAUGAAAUCCAGUACAUUCAGGGAAAUAGAAACAAUUCCGGUUGCUGAUACAUUAUAUUUACUAUCGUCACUGGGCGGAAUAUUUAGCCUUUUCUUGGGGUGCAGUUUCAUAAGUGUUUUGGAGAUCUUUUACUUCAUAGGAUUAUCUUUUCGUUCAAAGUUUAAGAAAUCAAAAUAAAAAUUAAAUUAAUAGUUAAUAGUUAAGUCAUAAUAUCAUCUUUUCCUUUAUUUAACAAGGGUCGCCGUAUGCGUGACUCUACGUUUCAAGUCAAAAAUGCAACACUUAAACAAUUGAUCAAUGUCCGUAGGCGCUGCAAAGCACUUUGACACCCCCGAUAAGACCACGUGUGAAAAUACCAGGCGAUGCGAGCUGUUUCGAUUAUUCUGAAACCAUUCUCAAUCACCCUUACCAUCUGACCAAUUAGUUCUAUUCCAAGAUUUUGGACAACUAAUGUGAACGAAUGGUUCGUUAAAUAGUUACAAAUAUUUUACACUCACAAAUUCAUCAAGUCACUGCGCUAAAUAAAAGAGCUCACUUUAUGGUAUAAAACAUUCUAUACAUAUAGAUAACUUUUAAUAUUUUAUUGCGUAUUAUUUAUUUAUACGUACCGUAGACUAGGUAUUUCUCGUUGUUUCCGUGAGAGGCUGUAAAUAAAAGUUGAACAGUUCAAUCUUAAAUGUACGGUUUAAUUCUUAACUUAUUUGCCUAAAACUGUUAAAAAUUGUAAGAUUCUAUAUUGCCAUGUAUAUUGUUGCGUUGUAUUUUAAAUAAGUAAUACAAUUAUUUUAUACUUUUAAUCCCGUUUGUGGAAA